Molecule: messenger RNA, 1368 nt
Organism: Trichomonas vaginalis G3
Lineage: Eukaryota; Parabasalia; Trichomonadida; Trichomonadidae
Product: Ankyrin repeat family
Exons: 1
Coding region: 1-1368 (455 amino acids)
Molecular function (GO): protein binding
Source: RefSeq, a predicted model, not a curated record
AUGAUUUUAAGUAGCGAUAUACCAUACAUUAACAGUAAAUCAUUUACUGACCUUUUAUCGGUUGCACACAUUCAGCAACAGAUAUAUUCCCUAAAGAAAUCUUCCUUACAUGAUCUUGAAAGAGAAAUUAAAAAUUUAAUUUCAAAACCAAUGAAGGUUAAAUCAAUAUUCAAGAUGACUCUUGAAUCUGUAUCAAAGAACACUGUUAGUUUACCAUCUUAUGCCGAGCUAUUAUCUUUUAUUAUCAAAAAUGGAACAUUUAUUUCAAAAUCAACAGACUUAAAACAUUAUAUUGUUCAGAAAAUACUUUUAGAUGCCGGAAAAACACCAGAUGCCUAUAAGUCAUUAAGUUUAAUUCAGCUUUUAUAUUAUUUAUCAAAAGAUAAAGAUAUUUCAUCAGAAACAAUCCUUUCAAUGUUUGUUAAAUUAUACAAACAAGGCAAAUUUACAUUCCUAAGUUCAUUAUACUUCUUUGCCGUAUUUUGCAAAGAAUUACAUGAUUUUAACCAGCAGAUUUACAGAAACAUGUACAAUAUCCUUAUCAGAGCAAAACAGAACAAAGCACUUCCAGCUAUUCUUGAUUCAUUCGUUGAAAAUUUCCAAAUCUUCCAACACAACGAUUUCAUCCACUCAAACAAGCUGAUCGAAGCAAUACUGAGCGACAAUGUCGACGAAUUUAUCAGUGUUUGCUCAAUGCCAGAUUUUAACUUCAAUCAGCCAGCUCCGUUUUAUCUACUCUUUGCUCCAAAGCUUCCAUGCCAGUCUCCAUCGCUCAUUGACCUCGUCGCUUUUGUUGGAUCUGAAGGCUGCUUCAGGUAUUUGAUAAAUAAUGUUCAAAAGUCCAGCAUAAACAUUGAUUCUCUUGCCAGAUGUGCAGUUGCUAGCGGAAUUCCAACAAUUGUCCGCCUUUCGCAACAAAUUGGCUGCAAUGUUUCCUCAAUAAUUGACGUGGCCGCCGAAUACCACAGAGUACAACUGAUUCAGUGGAUGCUUGACUACAAUCCAACAACGAAGUCCCUCUCCGAUGCCUGCAACAUCGCGGCUUCCACUGAUGACAUCGUAUCUCUAUCAAUUUUGAUACAAGAGACAGGAAUCAAUGGAACUCCAGUUCAUUUGGCCGCUAAGAACAAGUCAUUUUACUGCUUGUCUCUGUUCAAGCUGUUCAACACAAAGUUUGACUCAAUUGAUUCAACGGGAUCUACUCCAUUACACUACGCAGUCCUCUCUAAAAGUAGGAGAUGCGUGCAGUUGGUGAAGUAUCUGAUCUCUGAUAUCAAUGCAACUGAUUUUUGCCACUAUUCAGCUCUAGAUCUUGCAAAACUGAACAAUUUGACUAAGAUUGUCGAGCUUUUCAAUGCACCUGCAUAA